Scophthalmus maximus (turbot) is the source of this 3193-nucleotide messenger RNA. It is a transcript of the gene csf3r, whose product is annotated as colony stimulating factor 3 receptor (granulocyte). The record is from RefSeq and is a predicted model, not a curated record. Gene Ontology annotation, molecular function: interleukin-11 receptor activity; interleukin-11 binding. Gene Ontology annotation, biological process: cytokine-mediated signaling pathway; positive regulation of cell population proliferation. The transcript has 17 exons. Gene Ontology annotation, cellular component: external side of plasma membrane; signaling receptor complex. NCBI's taxonomy places the organism in Eukaryota, Metazoa, Chordata, Actinopteri, Pleuronectiformes, Scophthalmidae. The coding region runs from base 318 to 2831 and encodes 837 amino acids.
CCGAGGCUGCUGCUGCUGCUUCUGCUGCUGUUUGGCCAACACACACACACACACACACGUCCUCCAUUCUGUGUUGUUUUGAGCCACGCUCUUCCCUCAAGGUGCUAUCAAGGUUGAUGAGAGCUACUUUUAUCCGUGGCUCGGCUGCAGCUGCCGUGUGACUAUAAAAACAAUUUUGUCGCUCCCCCUUACUCAGCACAGAGGGCCACUGUCGAGCUGUGAAGGCAUGUCCGCGUCCUGCUGGCGGUGCUCUGUGAGCCGGCAACCAGAGUCCAGCGUGCUUUAAAUCCACGUGCUCGUGUAAUGGUGUUAUCAUCAUGAUGUCCACAUGGGUGUCUGCGGUUGUCGCGCUGGUGGCAUUUGUGAACGGAAUGAGGAAUGAGGACGUCAGACAACCAUGUGCUCACAUCCAGACAUCCAGCUCAGUGGUGCCUUUGGGGUCCCCUGUCACAGCCACUUGUGUCAUCAGCAACAACUGCCUUCAGGUCAUUGGACAGGACGUUCCCAUAGAGUGGCGCCUCGGGGAUCGGCUUAUCCCCGGCAGCCCCGUGGCCAGCGAGAGCGGCAGGGUUUCCCAGGUUGUAAUACCGAGCUUCAAUCACACCGGGGCGUUCCUCACCUGCUGCGUCCAGACCUCUCCCGUCCAAAUCGUGGGAGGAGUGAAGAUUAGAGCCGGAUAUCCGCCAGAACCGCCACAGAACCUCAGCUGUCAGACAAACCUCACCACCCCCAACACUCUGACCUGUAGCUGGGACCCUGGGCAGCAGAACACCCACCUCCUCACGCAGUACACCCUCCACACCGAGAUAUGGGAUUCAAACGAGAACAACACGUACACGCUCCCAACGGGAGUCCACCACUACGCCAUCCCUCGUUCGGGCUUCGUCCUAUUCUCUGAGAUGGGACUAUACGUGAAGGCGGUGAAUGAACUUGGUGAGGCAACUUCAGCGCCCAUCACAAUGGAACCCAUCGGUGCAGCUAAGUUUGACCCACCAAAGAUUCUGACGGUGGAAGCUGUGCCUAAAAGGUACGGCUGCCUGAGGCUGAGCUGGAGCUUAUCGCAGCACCAGGCCUGGAUGCGUGACUGCCGCCUGAACCUGGAGGUCCGACUUAAGACUGCUGACAGUAGUCAAUGGAGUGGACAGCCAAUCUCGAUGAGCCGGGUAAAACCCACCAGGCCUUUGGACCAGUGUCGCCUGCUCCAUGGGACUCAGUAUUUGGCCCAGAUUAGAGUCAGAUACCAGCAGAGCCCCUGGAGUGAAUGGAGCCGCCGCCAGUCCGGAGUCACCUUGGAAAGUGCUCCCACUGGACGUCUGGAUUCGUGGAUGAAGCUAUCAGGGGAUCACGUGCACAAACAACUCCUCGUACACUUGUUUUGGAAGCCAUCAAAACUAUUCCGUGCCAACAGCCAAAACGUGUCAUACACCGUCUCGCUGCAAAAACCGCCCGGUGAAAAGGGAAAGGUGUGCUCCACGACGGGGAGUUAUUGUACUUUCCAGCUUCCCAGGAAAGCAAAGAAAGUGUAUCUGCGCGCUGUAAACGCAGCAGGGAAAUCCUCCCCCACCGAAGUCCGGGUUUACAGACUCAAAGGAGGUCUUACUGUGAUAUCAGCUGUCACAGCCAUUCCUCACGAUGAAAGAGCCCUUCGGGUCCAGUGGAGGAACAUGGAUAUUUCAAGUCUCACUGGCUAUGUGGUCGAAUGGAGACCUUUGUUAAAAGCAGACUUCUCCCUCACCAAGUUUGAAAUCGUGGACAGGAACCAGUCCAGCCUCAUUAUAACAGGAAGCCUUGAGCCCUACAAGCCCUAUGGGAUCUCUGUGUAUCCUAGGUUUAAGGAUGGGCUAGGCCUUCCGCAGACUGUUAAUGCCUACUCAAGACAAAAGGCUCCUUCCAUUGUUCCAAAAAUACAAAUCAAAAAGACCUGGCAGUCAAAUGUUGAGCUUACCUGGGAUGAGAUACCACUGGAACAAAGAAAUGGAAUUGUCCAGAGCUACAAAGUCUUCUACUGGGAUGAGAAGGGACCCAUUCGUGUCGUGAAUGUUGAUCCGCGGGAGAGAAGGGUGGUGCUGAAAGACCUCAACACCGUGUCCGUGUACGAAGCCUUCGUGACGGUCAACACGUUCGGUGGGAGUCUGAACGGGUCAACGAUUCACUUCAAAAUUGAACCCUUCGACGCGGUUACUGUCGUGAUGAUUGUGACUGCGACCGGUGUUGGACUGUCACUGUUGACCAUUUUUAUAGUCAUGACUUGUUUCUCCAACAGCAGAAGGCUGAAGGGACGCCUGUGGCCCGUCGUUCCUGAUCCUGCUAACAGCAGCAUAACGAGUUGGACGUCAGAAUCAUCACAGUAUACCCAUCCUGCCUGGGACAGCGAUGAGCCCAAUCCAGUGUUCCUGUCCCACCUCAGUUUCCUGGACCUCUCAAUGAAACUGAGCAAAGAAGAGGUCGACAUUUGGCUAAACAGUGCAGAGGACACCAGUGACCUGGGGGAGUCCAUUUGUGGUUCACCGUUCAUCCCUGGAUACUCGGGUUCGAACAGCGACUCUGUUCCUUACGCCACUGUGAUCUUCUCGGGCCAGUGCAGCAGCCCUCCGCCCAAAGACCCCCACGUCUACCUGCGCUCCGAGUCCACACAGCCGCUCUUGGAGAGUGAAGAGUCCUUCAGUCCAAAGUGCUACCAGAACAUGGCGACUGAUGGGAUGCCAGGGGAGCAGUGUUUCUUUGGACUGGGCCAUGAUUGUGCUGUCGAAGAGGGGGCAGACCCCGUCUUUAUUUGGGACGAAUUUCCUUUUCUAAAAGCGUUAGCCACGAAUGAUACUCAAAAUAACUAAAAGUUAUCUUCUGAUUAUAAGAAUAAUUGAUUUUGUGGUAUAUUCAUGUCAAUUUAAGUUUUUGUAAUGAGUUGAUUGUGAUAAGUUGAUCAAGUUUAGCACACAGCUGUAAAUACUUGUUAGAUUUAAUGCUAAAAAUCUAAUUGAUAUUAAAUGAUUAUGAUGCCCGUGCUUUCAUCUGUACCACACUCUGAAGAUGUAUGACCUUUUUUGAAAAUCUCUUUUUUUUAUCGAAGAUAAAAUGUAUUGUUAAGAAGAUAUUGUUGUGGGUUAUACCAUGUGAAAAUGUUCUCAAAAGUACUUGUGCUAGAUUAAGGGAAAGAGUUUCUCUGAAUAAAAUGAUAAAGCUUAUAAAGACAGAA